AUGUUCAUGCAUGAAGGUCCACCCCCACCAUAUCACGCUGAUUACACUGCUAUGCCAACCCCGGGGUUUCCUGUGUUCAUGGGCAAUCAACCAUAUCAGCCUUCUAAUCCUCUUCCUCCAAUUGGCACUCAGCCUCAGCCUCAGCCUGUUGCUGGUCCUGUUCCCGGCCGCCGGCGAUUGCCUCCUCGUCCCGACUGUCCCUUGAUUGUCUCCAGUCAGCCCCAAUUUGACACUGAGCAUCACCGGCAACUCUACUACGAGCCCUACCACGCUGACGACAACUUCGCAAAUAUGCAGUCAAGCUGGGUCGGUCUCCCAGGCACUUGCUUCGUGCAGCCUGACUACAACCAGCCCUACCCCCCAACGCAUAUCCUCGUAGUCGCCAGUCUAGCAUGGAAAGCCCCUGAGACUGAGAGAGGUCGCCAACUAGUUCGGCCGCGCCACCCAAACACCGAUGGAGGCUCUGACAUGGCUCCAGUGUCUGCCCCUGCUAAGACCCAGAGUGAACCCAUCUCUACGCAAGCUCUGGAUUGUUCGCAGGAAAGAAUUAGCACCGCCAACGUGAGCAGGUCAACUGAAACUCAGAACAAACCCACCGAGCCUGAGAAUGAGCCCAACCCAUCUCAGACCGAAUCCAGCUGUGCUCCAACUCCUGAUCAAAAGAAAGAAGAGUUGAUGGAUGACACCAAACCACCAUUGAGAAUUGACACCAAGAAUGAAGAAAGCGCCGGGUCUUCCUCCGAGGCUGGCCCUAAGACACCAGACACCGAUGAGUCUCAGGAAGGCGCUAAACUUCAGACUCCAGCCCAAGCUGACCUGCUGAAAUCAGCCGAUACCAAGAUUUCUGAUACCACCGAGACCCUCAAGCCAGUCGACAAGAGCACCCCAAACAAAGGCAAGUCCCCGGAAAUGGCAACAACCACUCCAACCAAGAGUGGCAACAGAAGACUCGAGCCCGCAGUGCCAGACAACAAACACCUACUGGCCCGCCAUGCUUUCCAGCAUCGCAAACCCCUCAAGAAAAAGUACCAACCUAAGACCGACACCGGCAAAACAAUUGAGCAGUACACUCGUGAGAUAAAUGCGCAGCGUGCCUCGCUUUAUCCUGACUCGCGUGUCCCUGAACAUCUCUUGCAAGAAGUCAUCCAAGAGCUAGAGAAUGAGCGCAGAGAUGCUAUACGGAAGAGCCGAGGUCUCGAUCCCAGUGAUGAGAGCAGUGUUGACAGUGGUACUUCUUCGAAGAAGCAGGUUUGA
Penicillium concentricum is the source of this 1254-nucleotide messenger RNA. Its product is annotated as Nucleotide-binding alpha-beta plait. Lineage: Eukaryota; Fungi; Ascomycota; Eurotiomycetes; Eurotiales; Aspergillaceae. The record is from RefSeq and is a predicted model, not a curated record. The coding region runs from base 1 to 1254 and encodes 417 amino acids. The transcript has 2 exons.